AUGAGUAAUAUUCAGGCGUGCUCAACUAACUUAUCCACAUGGCACAAGUCAAAAUUUGGAUCCUUAUCCAAAGACAUCAAAGAAACCCAUUCACAAAUUAUUCGUUUGCAUAAUUCACAAAAACAUAUGGAAGACCAUAGUGAGUUACGACAAACAGAAAGAAAAUUGGAUGAUUUAUUGCACAAAGAGGAAGUCUUUUGGCAUCAACGAUCCAGAAUACAAUGGCUAAAAGCAGGAGACCAAAAUACAAAAUUCUUUCAUCAAAAGGCAAGAGAGCAACAAAAGAACAAUUCAAUUAAAGGCAUUUUCAAUGAUGGAAAUGAAUGGUGCACAAGUGAUAGUGAGAUCAGCGAGAUCACAAUGAAGUUCUACAAUUCUCCCUUCACUUCUUCGUCUCCUUCAGAAGAAAAAAUUGAAGAACAAUUACAAGGAGUUCAUACUUCUAUUUCAGAUGAGACGAACAUGAGUUUAGAAGCCCCAUUUUCCUUGGAGGAAAUAAAAGAUGCAGUCUUCUCUAUGUCUGUAGAUAAAAGCCCAGGUCCAGAUGUUCGAUAUUCGUUUCAAAUUAAUGGAGUAAUCUAUGGAGAAGUAAUUCCAUCAAGAGGGUUGAGACAGGAGGACCCUCUAUCACCUUAUCUUUUCCUGGCAUCUGAGAGAUCUCUACAAGCUAUACAAAACAUUUUUUCUCUAUACUCGACAUGUUCUGGACAGAUGAUCAACUUUACAAAGUCUUUAUUAUAUUUUUCUCCAAAUACUUCGGAAGAGAUUGCCACUUUGUAUACAUCCUCGCUAAAUAUGCAAAUAACUGAUUCUAUAGAAACAUAUUUGGGUCUACCAAUGUUGGGAGGUAAAAAUAAGAGAAUUUUGUUUAAUUCAAUAAAAGACAAAGUUUGGAUGAAGUUACACUUAUGGCAAUCAAAGUUUUUUUCUCAAGCUGGUAAAGAAAUCUUACUUAAAGAUGUUAUCCAAGCUAUGCCAACUUAUCUAAUGUCAUGCUUCCGUAUACCAGAAGGUUUGUGCCAAGAAAUUAAAAGAAUACAAGCCCGAUAUUUGUGGGGUUCUACUACUGAACAAAAGAAAAUUCAUUGGUGCGCUUGGCAUAAAGUGUGUAGACCAAAGUGUGAGGGAGGAUUGGGAUUCCAUGGUUUUAUUCAGUAUAAUCAGGCACUUCUGGCAAAACAGGCUUGGCGAUUACUAAUAAACCCUACAUCCCUUCUUGCAAAAGUAUUCAAGGCAAGAUACUAUCAACAUACAAGUAUACUGGAGGCUAGAGAAGGUCAUUAUCCUUCAAUAACAUGGAGAAGUAUCAUCUGGGGUAGGGACCUUUUACAAAGAGGAUUGCGAAGACGUAUAGGAAAUGGAAAAGAAACUUUGGCCUUUAGUGAUCCAUGGAUCCCAAGACCUCCAUCUUUUCUCCCGAGUACAAUUGAUAUAUCUGAUCCCCUUAGAGUACAUGACCUCAUUGAAACUCCUGGUUCAUGGAACAUGAUACGAGUCCAACAAUUAUUUAAUGUUGCUGAUGCCCAAAACAUCUUAACCAUACCUCUAACUCAAUUUGAUCAUCCAGAUUCCUGGCUUGGGCACUAUACAAAUCAUGGGAACUAUUCUGUCAAAAGUGGGUUUAAUCUAGCCUCAGCUAUGGAAAUUGCACUGCCCUCUUCAUCUGUUACAUUAAUAGCAAUGUGGUGGAAGUCCUUUUGGGGAAUCAAAAUACUUCUACAUUUUGCUUGGAGAGGCUACCAUGAAAUUUUUCCCACCCUUAAAGGUUUAAAUCAACGCAAUAUCUCUAAACACAGUGUUUGCCCACUAUGUGGUUUCAGAGAGGAUUCUAAUGAACAUGCUGUCUUUUGGUGUCCUUCCUCUAAAGAAAUAUGGGAUCGGUGGGAUUAUCCUUUCAUGUCACAUAGGAAAGAAGACAUUUCCUUUAAGGAGAUUCUACUCUAUGCCUCUGAAAUUUUGGAAAAAGCAAACUUUCAAAAAAUGCUCAUCAUAGCUUGGGCAAUUUGGUUUGAGAGGAAUAAAAGAACCCAUGAACAUCCAGCAAGACAAGGACACCAAGUGUUUGAAUGGGUAACCCGAUAUUGGGAGUCGAUAAGAAGUACACAGAGAACGACAGAGCAACCCAUACAAAAUGCAACAUCUACAAAUCAAAGAAGAGAAGAUUCGGGGAAUCAAUCCAAUAUCUUAUCAGUAGAUGCUGCAUUAUCUAACCAGACAGAAACGAUAGGAUUUGGAGCAAUCAUUCUCUCCCCAGAGAAUGAAGUUAUUGCAGCUUUAUCUAAGCCCUUAAAAGAAAUGGACUCAAAAAAUGUGUUCGACAUUUACAGCGCUCCUGAAGUGGCCGAAGUUCCCUUGGUCAGAAAGAAGUCGAGUAGGCGACACGCUGGGGAAUGUAGCCAGACGCCUUUGGGUAAGAAGAACCGAACCGUGGGGCCCUCGGCGGAUGGGCCUUCUGCUCAACCUUCUACCCAACCUCCUUCUCCUCGCGAGCAACAAAUUCCACCUCCAACUGCUUCUACUGCAACAACACCCUCACCCCCGACCCCAACCAAACAGACUCAGCAGGCUGGCGCUGCUUCCCCUGGGGGUGAGUUAUCGAGUCGCGCCUUGAGGUUGGCCAAAGACAGGCUUGCCAAGAUUCUCAAGCAUGACUGCUGUAAGGAGGCCAUGGCUGGGACAGAGUCAAUGGGGAUCAACCAGAUCCUCAACAGAGCCCUCAAUGAGAUGGCCAGUGCAAUGCUAACUCUUACGGCCACUCGUCUUCACUCGGGUGUGAACACCGAGUAG
Messenger RNA from Humulus lupulus (European hop), 2787 nucleotides. RefSeq lists its product as uncharacterized. Bases 1 to 2787 code for a protein of 928 amino acids. The record is from RefSeq and is a predicted model, not a curated record. NCBI's taxonomy places the organism in Eukaryota, Viridiplantae, Streptophyta, Magnoliopsida, Rosales, Cannabaceae. The transcript is spliced from 7 exons.